This is a messenger RNA of Diversispora eburnea, 498 nucleotides long. The record is from the annotation of a GenBank genome assembly. Lineage: Eukaryota; Fungi; Glomeromycota; Glomeromycetes; Diversisporales; Diversisporaceae.
ACACAAAAUAAUGAAAUUCAUUUAUGUGAAGCCACACGCCAUUAUUGUGGAGAACCAUGUUUAUUAAAAACCGAAACAGGAAGACAAGAACACCAAUGUCCCAAAGAAUGUGAAGACAAAGGAAUUUGCAAAAUAGUAACAGAACCUACUGCAGUUGAAGCUAAAUAUGAAAAUGCACAUGAUAGUUUUAUAUUUACCAAGAAACCUCAUCAUUGUGAUUCAAACUGUCCAAAUGAUAAAGGUCAACAUAUUAAGGAAGAAGAGAAUAAACAAAAUUUUCAUUUUUAUGAUAUUAGAUAUGAUCGUGAAAAAUUUAAGAAAAUUGAUCGUGAAUGUCCAGAUGAAGAGUAUCAAAAAUUUGAUGAAAAUUCAGGAGUACUAAAAUUUUAUUACACACAAAAUAUUUUUCACGCAAGAUUAGAUCCUCCAAAUAAUAAAGGAUACAUAUCAAUUGAUGAUCAUCACUUUACAGUCGAUAUCCCAGAUACUUGUAAUUGA